Molecule: messenger RNA, 345 nt
Organism: Theileria annulata
Lineage: Eukaryota; Apicomplexa; Aconoidasida; Piroplasmida; Theileriidae
Product: 40S ribosomal protein S10, putative
Exons: 2
Coding region: 1-345 (114 amino acids)
Cellular component (GO): cytosolic small ribosomal subunit
Molecular function (GO): structural constituent of ribosome; RNA binding
Source: RefSeq, a predicted model, not a curated record
AUGUCGGUUGUUGGCAUGAAAUAUAGCUUAAUCCCGAAGGAGAACCGGGUUGCUAUUUACGAAUAUUUAAUAAAAGAGGGGGUUCUUGUUGUUCAGAAGAAUCCGAAGAUUCCUGCUCACCCUGAGAUCAGUGUUCCUAAUCUUCAUGUUCUAAUGACUAUGAGGUCUCUGAAGUCGAAGAAUUACGUUGAAGAGAACUGCAAUUGGCAGCAUUUGUACUUUACUUUAACUGAUCAGGGGAUUGAGUUUCUUCGAAGUUAUCUUCACCUUCCUCCCACCGUCUUCCCUUCCACCUUGACGAAAAAGCAAUCUUCUCGUGUAGCUCUUAAAGAAGAAGUUGUCUAA